AUGACGUUGAUUGGUAGGACAUGUGCCUCCGUCUACGAUGCCUUUGCAGUACAGUGUGCCCAUGAUGAUGUGGUGGAGGUGAUGAUUCGUGGACGUCUCGCGACGUAUGUGCCGAGUCAACUUGACGCUGAGCAAGUGAUGCGCAAGUUCCGAAGUGCAACAUCGCGGCAGUUGCAGGUCGGUGAGGACUCACUGAACUAUUUUAAAAAGACGCACGGGGACAAGACGGCCGAAACCAUUUUAGAGCUGCGCGCUAUGGAAAAGUUGAUUGGUACGUACUAUGAAAAUACAGAUGAUGGGACGGGGAUGGUGUCCCUUGUGCACAGCGUGGACAGCUGCAUUCACCAUGAGCUAAUACACAACAAAACAAACACAGGACGUCUUGCGAGCGCCAAUCCCAAUUGCCAGAAUAUUCCCAAGGAAGAUAAAUCGCCAUUGCGAGAGAUGUUUGUUAGUCGUUAUGGGGAAAAAGGUAUGUGCAUAGAGGCGGAUUAUUCCCAGCUGGAGGUCGUUGCCUUGGCUGUGCUUGCGAAUGAUUUUCAAAUGCUUGAGGAUCUUCGAUCGAAUGUGGAUUUCCAUUGCAAACGUGUGGCGAUGAUGCGGCCUGACCUGCCGUACACCGAGGUUUUACUGAGAGCGAAGAGGAACAAGGAGCCGGAGUUUGUAAAACUGCGUCAGCAGGCGAAAAUCUUUUCAUUUCAGCGACAGUACGGGGCUGGUGUGAAAAUGAUCAGUCAAAGUACCGGGCUGACACAAGAUCAGGUGCGCCAACUUAUUGAAAAGGAGCGGGAGACCUAUUAUGGCGUAGAUGCGUUCAACAGCAUGGUCGCGUUGUCUGCUAACAACUUUGACGCCUCUAUUCAAGACGGUUCACGCAACGUACGAGGACACCAGCUCUUUAAAGGUGUCUUUCCCGUUAUUACUGGGAGCCGUUACGUCUUCACCGAGUCCGAUGUACCGGAGGGUAUAAUGCGGGACAAGGCGUUGUCCGCGAAGUCAACAAGUUUUUCCCCCACACACCUUAAAAAUUACCCUGUGCAGGGUUUUGCGGGAGAAAUUGUGCAGGUCAUGUUGGGCGUGCUCUGGCGACACUUCUUGAUGAACAACAACUACAAUGGACUGGCCGUGCUCAUUAACACGGUGCACGAUUGUGUGUGGAUUGACUGCCACGCGGAUGUCUUUCUUCAAGUUGCGGAUGAAGUAGAGACAAUCAUGAGUAACGUGCGGGAGGUUCUUAACCACCUCUACCCAGAAAUGAACAUCACGGUGGACUUCCCAUGUGACGUGGUUGCUGGUGAGAACAUGGGUGCGCUGCGCCCUAUUGUCCGCGAGGAGACACUCUAA
Messenger RNA from Trypanosoma conorhini, 1344 nucleotides. RefSeq names its product putative mitochondrial DNA polymerase I protein D. NCBI's taxonomy places the organism in Eukaryota, Euglenozoa, Kinetoplastea, Trypanosomatida, Trypanosomatidae. Gene Ontology annotation, biological process: DNA-templated DNA replication; double-strand break repair. Bases 1 to 1344 code for a protein of 447 amino acids. The record is from RefSeq and is a predicted model, not a curated record. Gene Ontology annotation, molecular function: DNA binding; DNA-directed DNA polymerase activity. The transcript has a single exon.